AUGGCCCACGCAUAUGGAACCGUCCCGGCAGGUGCGCCGAAGCAGCCUGAGAAGUUCACCCUUCGCAUUCCAGACCAGGAGAUCGCAGAUUUCAAGAAGCUCGUGGAAUUAUCCAAGAUUGGUCCAGAUACGUAUUACAACCAGCAAGAUGAUCGACGGUUCGGAGUCACCCGAAAGUGGCUUAUCAAUGCCAAAGAGACCUGGCUCAAGUACGACUGGCGGAAGACGGAGGAUCGUAUCAACUCGUUCCCCAACUUCAAAGCCAAGGUGCACCAGAAGGAUAUCGGGACAUCAGACGUUCACUUCGCAGCCCUUUUCUCAUCCAAGAAGGACGCGCUCCCUAUCAUCUUCAUGCACGGAUGGCCUGGGUCUUUCCUAGAGUUCUUGCCGAUGCUCGACUUGCUUCUGAAGAAGUACACGCCGGAGACCCUGCCGUACCAUGUCAUCGUCCCAUCAUUGACCGGCUACGGACUAUCAGCGUCAUCCGCUCCAGUCGAUAAGGAGCUUGCCAUGGACCAGGUCGCAGGUGUAAUGCAUCAGCUCAUGAUAGACCUCGGAUUCGGAAACGGUUAUGCGGCUCAAGGAGGUGAUGUCGGAAGCUUCAUGGCUAGACUGAUGUCCGCCAGCUUCAAGGAGUGCAAGGCUGUUCAUUUGAACAUGCUCUACCCUGGCCCUGAUGACGCUGGAAGUGUUGACGUCUUGACUGCUCAGGAGCAGCAGAUGACACAGAAGAUGCUCAAGUGGCGAUCUACAGGAAUGUCGUACGCCCUUGAGCAUGGCUUGAGGCCUGCGACUAUUGGGCUUGUUCUCUCAGCCAGUCCUAUCUCACUACUUGCUUGGAUCGGCGAGAAGUACUUGGAAUGGGUCGACGACCGGUACCCGCUACAGCUGGAGACAAUCCUGGACCUCGUGAGCCUGUACUGGUUCACAUCCACAUUCCCCCGGAGUGUGUACCCGUACCGCCCACUGGCAGAGUCAAUCAGCUCUGGAAGCCAGCUGCCAAUCCCGACAUCCAAAGAGACGCCGUUGGGAUACUCGCUCUUCCCCAACGAAGUCAGCUUCAUGCCCAAGGCUUGGGCGGAAGCAGUCUACCCCAACCUGAAGUUCUAUCGCAUACACGAGAAGGGUGGUCACUUUGCAGCUCUUGAGCAGCCCGAGCUAUUCUUGGAGGAUGUCGAAGAAUUCUUUAAGUUAGUGAGAGCCACAUCAAAGAUUUGA
This is a messenger RNA of Colletotrichum chrysophilum, 1218 nucleotides long. RefSeq lists its product as uncharacterized. Gene Ontology annotation, biological process: epoxide metabolic process. Gene Ontology annotation, molecular function: epoxide hydrolase activity. The transcript has 4 exons. The coding region runs from base 1 to 1218 and encodes 405 amino acids. NCBI's taxonomy places the organism in Eukaryota, Fungi, Ascomycota, Sordariomycetes, Glomerellales, Glomerellaceae. The record is from RefSeq and is a predicted model, not a curated record.